Messenger RNA from Argiope bruennichi, 3454 nucleotides. RefSeq lists its product as uncharacterized. Gene Ontology annotation, cellular component: Golgi apparatus; endoplasmic reticulum. Gene Ontology annotation, biological process: peptidyl-L-cysteine S-palmitoylation; protein targeting to membrane. Gene Ontology annotation, molecular function: protein-cysteine S-palmitoyltransferase activity. The record is from RefSeq and is a predicted model, not a curated record. Lineage: Eukaryota; Metazoa; Arthropoda; Arachnida; Araneae; Araneidae. The transcript is spliced from 12 exons. Bases 372 to 2639 code for a protein of 755 amino acids.
UGACAGUCCGGUGGGUGUGACUUGUUUAAUGUGUGAACCAUUAGAGCCGGUGCAUGUUUAAUUAUUCUUUUGUGAUAAGUAGAAUUAUCUUUAUUGUUAUUCUGUUUUCAAGAAUAAUGAUAAGGAAACGUUAAUAUUGAAAAUAAUAAUGACAAUUUUGGAAAACUUUACUAUCUCAUUCUUAAGAUCUUUUUAUCACAACUGAGACAUUUGUGUUAUGUAACUGCGCUUGUCACUCGGAAUCAUGUAAAAAUAUCAUAGAACUCAUGCCAAAAUAUUCAUUAUGUAACUAUUAUCCUACUGGAGGUCUUCGACCUCAGUUUUAGACAACAUAUGAAAGGGCCGGAGAACUAAAAAAGUAAUCUGGAAAUAUGGCAAUCUGUUUAAAAAUGAACAAAGAACGUAAGCAAUGGAGUCGACGCAAUGGCUGGUCACUACCACUUCAUCCAUUGCAAAUUUCAGCAUGGUUUUUUCUAGUCAUGUUUGCAAUUUUAUAUUUUGUAGUUUUGGUUCCUAAUAUGCCAGAAGGAGCAUGGCAAACUUCUGCUUAUAUUAUAAAUGGUUGUGUUUUCAUCUUUCACAUUGUCAUCCAUCUGAUAAGUGUGUCUUUAAAUCCUGCUGAUAGGAAUGUUCGUGCCAAAGUCAAUGAAGGACCUUUACCUACAUUUGAUCGUUCAAAACAUAGUCAUGUUAUUGAGAAUGAAUAUUGUAAUAUUUGUGAAGUUAAAGUUGGUAAAAAAUCGAAGCAUUGCAGUGCAUGUAACAAAUGUGUGAGUGAGUUUGAUCAUCACUGUAAAUGGUUGAAUAAUUGUGUUGGUGGCAGAAAUUACAGGCUUUUUAUAAUGUGUGUUAGUUCAGCUCUUUUUGGAAGUCUUAUUAUAUUUAUGACUGCAUUAGCUCUAAUUGUGGCAUAUUUUGAUGGGGCUUCAUGGAUGUUUUAUAAUAAAAAUUUUUUUCAUGUUCUGACAACUCCAUCAGUAGAAAACAAUUACACAACUGUUUGGUCUCUUCUGUCAUCAACUUCUGAACCAUUUCCAGAAUCUAAUAUUACACUUAUAGGGAAACAUACUAUCUUGGGUCUAAAAGUUCCAGGUACUCUUUGGAUCUGCAUUGUGUUCAUUACUGCUGCUCUCUCAUUAUUAGCCAUUUCUCUCCUGGGACACUUAUUGGGAUUUCAUAUAUUUUUGAUGUGCCAAAAUUUCUCUACAUAUGAUUACAUUGUACAUAAGCGAGACCCAGCUCCAACAACAUCAAAUAAAAAUGAGAAGAGUAACUUCAAACCAAAAUUUAAUUGCCAUUUUCAGUUGGUCCAACAUUUCAAGUCCAAAAAGGGCAAUCAAAUUUCUCCAAAAUCCCAAGAAAAUGGUAAAGGGGAUGAAGCAGAAGAAUGGGAAAUGCAAGACAAUGCUCAACAGAGUAAGCCACUUGAUAAUAAAAAAUCAAUUAUGCCACCUGUUGCUGAAAAUAAUUGUGCUGUUGCAAAUGAUGGAGAGGAAUGUCCCCUUGAAAAUUAUAUAGGUAAUGUGUAUAUAGGCAGUCCUCAACGGCGCAGGCAUUAUUUAGAACCACUCCAUGUCCGACAAAAACCUGCUAAAAAUAAAGAUGGAAAGAAAGAGGAAAACCAAACAAAGAAAGAAAUUCCUCAAAAGGAAAUUGAAGAUAAGGAUGAAGAUAGCUCAAAUGAUAAUGAAAAUCCAGAUUCUGCUUCAUGUGCAGCUCACAAUCAAACUUACUCUCAUGGUCUGCCCAGAAGGCAUAUCAGAAGCCCAUCCCCAGCACCACUACUUUCACCCAUUUUAGAAUCUGAAAUAUCUUCUGGGUCUGCUAUUGUAAGUUGGAAACAUCGCUCUGUUUCUGAGCAGUCGCUUCAUACUCUGGAGGAAAGUGAAGAACCAUCUAUGAUGUGCACCGUGCAAAUUGAGCCUUCUGUCAACAAAGGAUUGGGUAGUCGUGAAGACAGUGGAAGUCUAAGCAAUUUAUUUUUGUCCAAAGAUCAACUGGAAGAACUUGAGGAAGACAAUAAUAAUACACUCAUAGAUGAUGAUAAUAGGGUCCAUGAGGUCUGUAUAAUUCCUCAAAGCAUGCCAGAAAGUUGUGAGAAUAACCAGAAUAUGUGCGAUGCCAUUGAGGGAGUGGAGAAUUCAGAUAAAAGUGAUCCUUUGGUCAAUGGUGAAGUGUGGGCAUUUACUUCACGGAAUGGGCAGAUUAAAGACGGUAUAAUCUCAUUUAGAAGAAGCUGUAGCAUGCAAGAUAAUGAAAGAUUAAAAAAUCUGCCCUCAGAUCCUUUGACUCGCUGCUGCUCUGAAGAUGAAUUGAAAUCAGCCCAGCGGUUAACCAAAUUGCAACGCCGUCUUUCAGAAGAUAGGGAUCUAUGGAUGCUCCGAGGUGGGAAUAACAUUCCUCAGAUGUGGAAGGAGCAUUCUCCCAAAGCCGGAGUAUCUGCCACAGCUGUAUUCUGUGUUGAUGAACCAGAGGAAUCUUUCAGGAUACCCGGCAUUCCUUUUGGCAUUAAAAGGAAGUACAACCACUUCUCUGUACCUAACCAUAUUGUAUUGCCAUGCUCAAAUUCAGUUCACCCUGAGAGUCGUAAACGGACAAGACCUGUAGGUUCCAAACCACCUAAAGCAUUCCAUGCAUGAAGAAUUUGGAUCAAUUAAAGGGAGUGGCAUUUGCAGCCGUUACAUCAUAAAGAGUGAAAGGCAGAAUGACAUGUGAUAUAUUGUAAAGAAAACAUUUAUAUUUGUGUACAUGUUUAGUCUUUUUGUUAUAUAAUUGACACUGUUUGUGACAGUUUUAAUUUUCCUUUUCUUAUACAGAGUUAUAUUUAUCAUUUUUUUAACUAUUCCAUUAUGGCCAAUUUAAAACUCUUAACAUUUAAGAGAUCUAUUUAUGUGAUAUAAUUUUAAUUAUUUUGGACCAUUUCAUGGUUUUAAGAAAUUUUUAGUCAUGGACUGCCAAAGAUGAGAUGGUUAUGCACAUACUUGCUGUAUUUAUAAGGUGGAAUAUCUACUUGAAACUAAGAAUUAGUGGAAUGAAUUCAAGUCCAGCAACAUUUUUUUUUUUUUUUUUUUUUUCAAUUUUAAUGUUCUGUUUUAAUAUAUUUCCAUUUAAUUUUAGAGAUUUUAAGUUACUCUGUAUAUAAUAUCUGUUUUUAACUAAAAAGAUUAUAUCUAACUUACCAAUAGGAAUGUAUCAGCUUCACUUUCUUCUAUUUUAAAUAUUUGACAUAAAUUUAGUAAUCUUCAUUUGUACAUUUUGCACCACAAUUUAUUUAAAAUAGGUGGACAUGUUUUUUGUGUGUGUGCUUAAACUAUUUGCAUUUCUAUUAAAUAUUUGUAAUUAUUUGAAGUUAAUUAGAUUUUGUAUUCAAAAUAUAUCAUUUUCACAAAGAAUACAAGGACAUACUUAUUCAUGUUUAAAAUUUUAAAAACCUUUUAAUCCAAUUACAGUGUAA